AUGUCGGAGCCAUUGGACAGUCAUAAUCGAAAGAAAAGAAGAGUGAAACAAGCAUGCGAUUACUGUCGGUCAAAGAAAGCUAAAUGUGAUGGAAAGACUCCAGUAUGUUCGACAUGUGUUGCUAAUUCUGAGAGCUGUACAUAUACCCAGUCAUCAAAACGAAGGGGAUUGCCUACAGGUUACACGCAUGACUUAGAAAAGAAGGUACUAUUAUUCCAAGCUUUAUUUGCCAGCUUAAUGAAUGGAAAUCAACCAGAUUCUCAAAAUGGUGGAUUAGAGAAUCACUUAUUGAAAUUGCUUACUGAUCCUUUAGAAGCACAGAAUCUCAUUAGGAAUAUAGGCAGUCUUCAAGUAUUAUGGGACAAUCACGCAUUAUCUGAUAUGUUUAAUCAGUUUAUAAUAGAGAACAACUCUAGUGUCCAUGACGCAAAGAAUUGUACAACAGGAUUGACUUCACUUUCAAAUGCACAUCAGCAGCAACAACAGCAUCUGGAUAUGAAUCUUGUUUCAAAUCCUACAAGCUUCAGUACGUUGCUUAAUAACCCACUUUUCAACGUCAGUAAUGGUAAAAUGACACAAGAUUAUAAUCUUGUAAAUGACCCAUCAUACUUUUUGAAGGAUGAUAUAUUCCAAUUUAUCUCUGACGAGUUGGAGGACACAAAGGACAACUGGGAGCCAGUUGCUUUACAAUACCAUGGUUUGUCAUCUUUAAUUUCAGGAUUCACUACAAAAUCUAUUCAACAGUAUAACAACAAGCUUCUUUUGAAGCAGAAAAACCCGUUUAGAGUUGGAUCUAUAUUUAACGUAUCCUCUGCGGCAAUAACAGCAUCAAUAGCCAACACCAUAAAAUUACCAAUAGAAAUAUUUCAAUUUCCUGACAAUCUAAGAAAAUUAGUUGACUGCUAUUUCCAGAUAUAUCAUACUUGGCUUCCUAUGUUGGAUAGAUUGUCCAUUAUUAGGCAAAUCCACCAUUUACAAUUUUUGGGUAAUAAUACUAAUUCGUCAUCUUUCCAAGCAUCAGACUGUAACUUGAUUGCAUUAUUAUGGGCUAUUAUUGCUCUAGGAAAAGCAGGAACUUCAAACAAUUCUUCAAAUGAUAGAUCUGCGAAUGCAAUAUCAGAAUCUUAUGCUAAAAAUGCCAUUAUGGCCCUCGAAAAUUCAUUAACUUCUACAAUCGAAACAAUUCAAGCAAUGUUAUUGCUAGGUCUUUAUUAUUAUCAACAAGGAGAAUGGGAUUAUUCUUGGGUAUUGAUAUCAUCUUCAACUCGUAUGGCCCUAGAUGUUAGACUCAUGACACCCGCAACAUCAAAUAAUGACGAUAACAAUCAACAGCUUAAAAAAGAAACAGGAUCGGAAACACCCCAACAGUCUACUACGUUAGAUAAAAUUAUCCGUGAGAGAACUUGGUCUACAGUUUAUGUUAUAAAUACAUUAUUGGCUGCAAGAAUGGGACGUACCCCAUUGAUUCGAGCUAUGGAUUGGCCAGUUCCAACUGUUAAUUCCGAUGGUUGGGAGGAAUGGGAAUCUUGGAAAUCUUAUCAUACUCCUAAUGUAUUAGAGUUGGACAGCGGAAGAUGCUUACUGACGUUCAAUCAAUUUAUAAAGGUGGUAUCUGUUUUGAAUUUGGCUAUAACAUGCACGGUAGAUACUUCAGAAGAUACGUUGGCUAAUGAUCAAAGUGCCGAUAAUGAUAAACUGCAGAAAGUUACAAACAAGGUAGAGGUGCAAGGUGGUUUGAAUAAAUAUACUUUGGCAUAUUUCGACAAACUGCUUGAUGAAUGCUUAUCUGGACUUCCCGACUAUUGUAAAACUGAGCAUUUUCCAUCCUCAGAAAAAAUUCCCCCAAUGGUAGCUUUAUUACAUUUAAGUUUUAACUUGACUUGGUGCAUUUUAGCCAUAAGAUUAAGUGCACUCAAGACUACUGAAAGAGGCGAAACUAUUAAAGAUAAGAUUAUAAAAUUCCGUGAUCAAAAGUACACGAAGUCUGUCAAGUCAAUACGUGAAUUGGUUAAUGUUAAUACAAUCAAGAACUUGAAGUACUAUCCAUUCAUAGACCAUUUUAUUUUAAUGGGAUUUAACUUUUCCAAAAUGAUGAUUUUCGAUAGCAAAAAUCAUGACAAUAAUGAAGCGUUGAAAAAUAAUCAUGUUGAACAAUUUCGAAGUCUAUUGGUGAAUGCCGCCUUAACCUCUAUUCCUUGCAAAAUAUCGUGGGAUUUGUAUAAAAUCAUGAAUGGUAUUACUGAUGACCUACUACCAUCCAUGUCUCGCGAUUCAAACACUAUGGGUACGAGAAAAAAGAGUCACUCUACUGGUCAUAAUCAAAAAGUACAGGGUGAACCAUUUGGAAUGCCUGCUAGUGCACAAUCUCCAUAUUCGGAAAUUUUCAACCAAGUUGGAAGUUCCAGCUUUUCACCGAUGUCUACGAAUACUCAAGGAUUACCAGGAUCUAUAAAUACACCUACCACAAUGACAUCAUCAGAUAGUAAAGAUUUAUCUAUAAUUGAUACCUCAGAACCCAAGGAUGCCAAUUUAAAAACAAUACAUGAAGGUUCAGGUAUUGCUAGUGACCAUUCAUUAUUAGAAAAAUCUGCCAUGCCAUUUAGCACUUCACAAUUACGAAGUAAUGCAUAUAUUGGUAAUUCAAAUCCUUUCAAUCCUUUGUCUGGUGGUGUUCAUGUUAAAUCUGAAACACAGAGUCAACCGAAGUAUACGUCUAAUGCGAUACAAGCUCCUAGAGAUGAAUUGGAUUUAUUUAUGUUGGAUACUGAUUUCGCAAGAAAUGAUGCAAGAUUAGACAAAUUUAUGAGAAAUUUAGGUUAUAUUAAUAACAACAAUACCGGUGAUAAUCAAAAUAAUAAUUUUGAAGACUUUAAAAGGUUAGCAGGAAAUUCUAACGAGAAGAUGUUCACCCAAGCAGCUGGACUGCCUAUGUCUUAUUCAGGCAAUGCUUCAAAUAAAAAUGGUCAAGAUGCUGAAUUGCAAGAAUAUUUACAGAAAAUAACGGAGAAAAAUACUUAG
Messenger RNA from Debaryomyces fabryi, 3018 nucleotides. It is a transcript of the gene ZCF10, whose product is annotated as Zcf10p. Bases 1 to 3018 code for a protein of 1005 amino acids. The record is from RefSeq and is a predicted model, not a curated record. The transcript has a single exon. NCBI's taxonomy places the organism in Eukaryota, Fungi, Ascomycota, Pichiomycetes, Serinales, Debaryomycetaceae. Gene Ontology annotation, molecular function: zinc ion binding; DNA binding; DNA-binding transcription factor activity, RNA polymerase II-specific. Gene Ontology annotation, biological process: positive regulation of transcription by RNA polymerase II; DNA-templated transcription.